UGAGCUGGUUCCAUUGACGCUGGUGCGGUAAAGUUGAGUUCAGUCAUCAGAGAAGAGGCGCGGGGAUAGGAGAGCUACUCGACAACUUUCACACAUCGUUUCUGUCGGAAAAGAAGCUGCUUUCCUCUGAGUCUACCCGGGACAGGACACUGACCAACAUGGCGGCUCUGUCAGCCUGGUUCUGGAACGAGAGGUUCUGGCUGCCACACAACGUAACUUGGGCGGAUCUGGCAGACCCAGCGCCCGGGGUGGAGUAUCCUAAAGCUGGGCACUUGUUUACUGCCCUGCCGCUCGCCUUGGGGAUCUUCGCCGUCCGGAUAGUGUUCGAGAGAUUUAUUGCCAGUGCCUGUGCCCGGAGUCUCCACCUUCAACCAGGCAUUGCUAGAAGAGCUCAGCCCAAUGCAGUGCUGGAGAAAGUGUUUACAUCCAUCACAAAGAAUCCAGACUCUCGCCAUCUGGACGGCCUGUCCAAGCAGCUGGACUGGGAGGCAAGAAAGGUCCAGCGUUGGUUCAGACACCGCAGGAACCAGGACAAACCCAGCACACACACCAAGUUCUGUGAGAGCAUGUGGAGGUUUACCUUUUAUUUGUGCAUAUUUACCUAUGGCUUCCAGUUUCUGAGGCAGUCCCCAUGGUUGUGGGAUACCAGGCACUGCUGGUACGGUUAUCCCUAUCAGGUCAUGACCCCCGGCCUUUACCACUACUAUGUGACAGAAUUGGCCUUCUACUGGUCACUCAUGUUCUCCCAGUUCACCGACAUUAAAAGGAAGGACUUCCUGAUCAUGUUCAUCCAUCACCUGGCCACAGUCGGCCUCAUCAGCUUCUCCUACGUCAACAACAUGGCACGAGUAGGGAGCCUGGUGAUGUGUGUCCACGAUGCCUCUGACUUCCUGUUAGAGGCAGCCAAGCUGGCCAACUACGCCAAAUACCAGCGCCUGUGUGACUUCCUCUUCAUUGUGUUUAGUGUGGUUUUCUUCAUCACACGGCUUGUUAUAUAUCCAGUAUGGGUCUUGAACUCCACCAUGUUUGAGAGCUGGGCCAUAGUUGGGCCGUUCCCGUCCUGGUGGCUCUUCAACUUCUUACUGCUGGUCCUUCAGGUGCUGCAUAUCAUCUGGUCCUACCUCAUAGCCCGAAUAGCUGUCAAAGCCAUGCUGCGCGGCAAGGUGUGCAACGACGUCCGCAGUGACAUUGAGAGCAGCUCAGAGGAAGAGGCGGACUCAACCACAGAAGGCGUCAAGACUUCAGCUCAUUCUCCAAAAGGAGAAAACGGCACAAACGGCCACUGUGCUGCUCCCACCGUCAAAGGCCGAGUGCAGAACCACAGCAGCUGGUGACAGAGCCUGAAGUCCGGAACCUCCUGCAGUUAAUACCCUCACGUCUCCAGGAGCUGAAUCAGUCACACAUACAGUCUACUAUCAUACAAUACACUGACAGUGAGUGUGCACAGAUUCAUGUUUGUGAACUGAUGGUGAAUAUGGAGACACUGACAUCGGCUUUGAAGAGCCCUGUAAUGACAUGUAUGACUUGGGAGGUUAAGUGAUAUGGAAGUCAGUGGGAGCAAGUGAUUUGCAUAGCCUUAUUCUUCAAAUGGGAUUUAUUUUGUGCUGAGUUUGGCUGCAGAUGUUGGUUGGUUUCAAUGUUCUCUCCCAGUUUUAUUGGUCAGAUGAACUUGAUUAUUUUUUGUUUGUAAGGGGUAAUUCACACUGGAUCACACAGGACAGAAAACUAAGUGUGUUUAAGGUUUCAAACAUGUUGCACUUCUUUUACCAAGUUAAGACAUGUCACAUAGAAAUAACUGAUUUAUAAUGAUGUGGUUUUAUUGGCUCUUAAACACAGGACAGCUUCUUCAUGUGUGACCAGAAAUGCAACACUCUUGAAACUUGAAGCCAUUUCUGACCUCUGCAGUUUAUUGUGUAUUUACCCUUUAACCACGUUUGGCUACUUAUUGUUUUGUUCUGUUUUACGGUUUUUUACUUCUACUGAGACCAAAUGUGUCUGAAAUUGUUUGAUGUCACUGCCUGUACAGGGAUUCAGGUAUGAGGACCAUACUAAAUGUUUGGUAUCACGUUCUCACUUGAUUGCCUUGUUUAAAACAAACAAACAAACAAACAAACAAAAAAAACUCCAAAUAUA
This is a messenger RNA of Lates calcarifer (barramundi perch), 2133 nucleotides long. It is a transcript of the gene cers5, whose product is annotated as ceramide synthase 5. NCBI's taxonomy places the organism in Eukaryota, Metazoa, Chordata, Actinopteri, Centropomidae. The transcript has 10 exons. Gene Ontology annotation, biological process: ceramide biosynthetic process. The record is from RefSeq and is a predicted model, not a curated record. Bases 159 to 1334 code for a protein of 391 amino acids. Gene Ontology annotation, molecular function: DNA binding; sphingosine N-acyltransferase activity. Gene Ontology annotation, cellular component: membrane.